Messenger RNA from Pestalotiopsis fici W106-1, 1941 nucleotides. RefSeq lists its product as uncharacterized. Gene Ontology annotation, biological process: protein processing. Bases 1 to 1941 code for a protein of 646 amino acids. The record is from RefSeq and is a predicted model, not a curated record. Gene Ontology annotation, cellular component: plasma membrane. NCBI's taxonomy places the organism in Eukaryota, Fungi, Ascomycota, Sordariomycetes, Amphisphaeriales, Sporocadaceae. Gene Ontology annotation, molecular function: metalloendopeptidase activity. The transcript has 7 exons.
AUGGACAGCGUUUAUGCCUGUGGAGGUUAUCCACUGCGAUAUCCCAACGAAGUGAAUAGAGGUGUCACCGAACAUGAGCAAAUUGACCAUAUGUCUUAUUUGAAAAAUGUCCUGGAAGGACAACACCCUCCGACUUCUAAUCCAUCUGCGGACGACGUUGCAAUCUUCAAGAAGCUGAAGACCUACUAUUCGACAUGCAUGAACACCGAGGCGAUUAAAAAGACUACAGAUUCUCUCGAGACUAUAACCGAUCACAUCAAGACUCUAUUCCCCGUUAGCCGAGACGAAUUGUGGUCCAAUGUCACAUGUUCGCCAUCUGAUUAUCCACAAUUGGUAGACCUACAAGUUUAUCUGAACGACCUACAGAUUGAUCUCUUUGUCUCUUACGAGGUACCUAUACUAGACGCUAAACCUGAGAACAUCGUGCCUCGUGUCAAAUCAUCCGUCUGGACGCAGAAAAUGGGAUAUCAAGAUGCCACUUUUCGGACACUAUCAGAGCAACUGAACAAGUACUUCUCGCCAGAUGGUCACUUGUCCCAAAAGGUCAUUAAAGAUGCCAUGGCUCUAGGAGCCAGCAUCGAGAAGAUUGUGAGCACCAAGAUCAAUGCCAUCCCAAAUGACCAUGCUACUUCAAUCAAUGAAACAAAUGCAUUGGUUCCAUUGCUCUCGAUCCCCGAUGUCUUGGGUAAGCUCGCACCUGCUGGCCAUGAGCUUAGCCAGGUGAUGAUCGACACAUAUGAAAUGUCCGCCUUGUCCAGAUUAUUGAUGGCUGCUCCAAAGUCAGUUGUGCAGGCUUAUGCGCUUCUCAGGACGAUUGAGAAUAUCGCAUGGAUAACACAUGUCAGUGAUAAAAACCAGGACCGCUGGGGGGCCUAUUGCUACACGCACGUCACUCAGACCUUGCCGUGGGCUGCCAGCAAGUUCUACAUCGAGGCUUAUCUCAAUCCAGACUCAACUCAUCCUAUAUUAGAGAUUGUUGAAGAUGUGAUGUCUACGCUCAUUGAGCGACUCGACCAUGUCGAGUGGAUGACUGAUGCGACCAAAGCACUCGCCAAGGACAAGGCGAAAUUGAUGAAGGCCAACCUUCUCCAUCCCAGUGAGUCUCCCAACGUGAUUAAUGGAACCGACCUUGUUGCCUACUACCGCGAUCUCGAGUUUGGGCCCUCUCAUUUCGACAAUGUCCUCGCCACGCUGCGGUGGGAAAACAGGCGGCAUUGGAACCGACUUGUUCAACCAACAACCCCCGUUGAUUGGGCAUUUGCGGCUUACGAGACCAACGCCUACUACAACCCCUUCAACAACCAGUUCUACAUUACCGCGGGCAUCGUCCAGGAGCCCUUUUUUGGUGCCUCGCUGCCAAAGUAUGUCAACUACGGAACCCUGGGGGUCCUGGCUAGCCACGAAAUGACCCACGCCUUCGACCCGACUGGUUUAUUGCUCGACGGUCACGGCGUCCUUACCACCGACGCGCUCCGCUGGGACGACGAGACGCUCACUGCCUACGACAAGCGCCUGUCGUGCCUCCGCGACCAGUUCAACAAGUACGAACUCCACGAGGAUACCCCGAACCCCGGCCGCGUGGUUGUCAACCCAAAGACGUCGAAACCUUUCCGGAUUGACAAGGCCAGAACGAACCGAGAGAACUGCGCCGACAAUGGCGCCGUAGCUAACAGCUACGCUGCUUGGACUAAACACAAGGAUCGCGAGCCCGAGAAGAAUCAGAAGCUGCCGCACUUGGAACAUUUCUCGGCCGAACAACUUUUCUUCGUCUCAGCGGCCCAAAUCUUUUGUCACAACCAUAAUGCAGAGGGCAUUCUCCGCUUUGCAAAUGACGCUCAUGCACCCGAUGAAGCACGAAUCCGUGCCAUGGCAGAGAAUUCAAAGGAAUUCAGAAAUGCCUUUCAUUGCAAGAAUAAGGAGCCAGUUUGUCGGGUCUGGUGA